AUGCUGCAUGCGUUCGAUGCGUCCAAGCGCGAGUCGCUCCAGAAGCUCCAAGAUGCGAUCGACAAGUCGCCCAAGGGCAGCAUCGAUGCGCCGAUCGUCGACAUGAUUGAAGCCGUGAACGGCCACCCCAACUACGUACGCUACCUCCAGCAGUUGCUCGGGCCGCAUCGCUGCUUUUGCGGCGUCGCCGAAGACGGCGCCGACCACUUGAUUACGAAAGGCGGCAAGUGGCUCGUGAGCUCGCACGCGCCUGUCUCGUACGACGAGCUGCACGCGGCCGUGCUCGCGGACCCGUCCCAGCUCAAUGGCAUGGUCAUCUUCAAGCACGAGCCGUUCAUUAUGCACGUGCAAUGCCGCGACGAAGAGGCGGCCAAAGCCAUGCUCCAGUGCGGUCUCGCCUGCGGCUUUCGCGAGUCGGGCGUCGUCCUUGGCAACAAGCGAACGAUGGUCGCGAUCCGAACGACAGCCAACUCGAUGGAAAUCCCGAUUGCGCUCAACGGGAAGCUCAUGGUCGACGACGAGUACCUGCGCUGGAUCCUUGCGAUCGCCAACGAAAAGUUCAAGGCCAACGUUUGCAAGACCCAGCGCUUCAUGGCCGAGCUCUCGACGUCGCUCUUUGCACCGCCGCGCACGCAACUUGUGGCGAUUUCUGCAACGCGCGCUGCGAUCGAGGUGCCCCGCGCCGGCCACACGAGCGUCCUCCACAAGGGCCGCGUCUACUUGCUUGGCGGCCAAGGGGCCACAGCCACAGGCACCUCGCGUUUGAGCGACGUUGUUGUUAUCGACGCCGCCACCAAGGCCAUUCUGCAGACGUGCGAUGUCGCGCCCAUGACAGCGCGCAUGCACCACUCGGCUGUGGUCCACAACGGCGCCAUGCUCGUCUUUGGCGGCCGCGCCAGCCCCGCAAAGGCGCUCAACGAGCUCUGCUCGCUCAACCUCACGACGCUCGAGUGCACAACUGUCGCGGCAACGGGCGCCGUCCCAUCGCCACGCUACGGCCACGCUGCUGUCCUCGUCGGCAAUCGCAUGGUUGUUCUUGGCGGACGUGAUGCCACGGGUGUCCUCCAUGACGUGUUUGUGCUGGACCUUGGUGUGACGCCGCCGGCGUGGCAAGCGCGUCGGUCCGGACCAAGUAUGUUUCAACACGCGGCUGUGGCCGUCGGUCAGCAGGUCUACUGCUUUGGGGGCCGCGCGACGCCGGAUGCGCUGGAUGAGAUACCGCUCCAGACCCUCCACGUGUACGAUAUCAUCGACGAUACGUGGCGCACCCAAGCCACGACGGGCAAGGUGCUGCCGUGCGCGCGGGCCAGUCUCCAGGCGGUCAACGUCCAGGACCAGCACAUUGUGCUCACAGGCGGGUCGUCGUCGCUCAUGACGUGUCAGCGGGACGUCUUCUCGCUCCACCUCGACCGCAUGAGCUGGCGCCAACACGAGCCGCUCGACGACGGUGCGGUGUUGAGCAGCCACAGCAUGGUCUACGACGAGACGACCGCGUCUUGCCUGGUCACGGGUGGUAGCUGCCAGUGUUUUGGGUUUGGAAGCGUCUACAGCCCCGUUUACGUCUUGGACCUUGAGCUCCAGGUGCAUGUCGAGGCCAGUACGACGAAUGCCAGUAGUGCGACCACAGCGCCUGCGUCCAAGACGCUCGUCAUCGUCGUCGAGAAGGCACUUGUCAAGACUGUCAAGACACGCCUCGAAGCGCUCUCGCUGUACGACAAGAGUCGCCGCAUCACACCCGUGGUCAACGGCCCUGUCGACGGCGCGUGCAUGGUGCCCGUUUACGAUGCGAUCCAGCACCUUGGUCCGGACGACGAGAUUUUGGACAAGCACUUGGCAUAUGUCGUGCCCGAGGCCGCUGCGGCCAAUUGCGUCAUCCCAAUCACCAACGCCGCACCUAUCCGGGUCAAGAAGACGCCGACUGCGCCGUCGGACGCCAAGCCGACUGCGACGCCGUCCAAGAAGAAGAACAAGCACAAGAAAGCGGCGGCGGCACCGAGCACAGACGUCCCGGUGGCAGUUGUUGCGGCAGAGGCCCACGGUGUGCUCGUGCUUAAAGACCACGUCAAGGCGAUCAAGACGCAACUCGAAGCGCUUUGUCUCUACGACAAGAGCCGCCGCAUCCACCCUUCGAAUGAGGAUCCCAACGUGUUUGUGGUCCCCGUCGUGGUUGCCGAGCUGCCGUCGAGCUUGGCGCACUUGCCAGUAGUCGUCGACGCUGAGAAGGCGCGUAAACCUGUGCUCAACCCCAACGUCCUCAUCCACAGCCUACUGCAAGCGCACGCGGCGGCCCACGGCCUUGGCGCGGCGCCGGCCAAGUUUGAGUUCAUCGCCGACAUCCUCGUCUUGCCUAAGAACACAUGUAUGGAGCCUGCGUGGACAGACCAAACGCUUUGGCUCGCUGUCGCCGACGCAGUGCCGACGAUCCGCCGUGUCGCGCGCAAUGCCGACAUCGACCCGAACGACCGCCGCCAGAGCCGCGUGUCACUGCUCUUUGUCCACCCGGCGUUGGCGCCAUCGCCCAACGGCCAAGGCUGGGUCGAGGUGCGCGAGAACGGACUCACGUACGGCUGGGACAUUGAAAAGGUCAUGUUCUCGUCCGGCAACGUCACCGAGAAGGCGCGCAUGGCCCGCAUCGGCUGUGCGAACGAGGUGAUUGUCGACUUGUAUGCGGGCAUUGGCUACUACGUCGUGCCUUUUCUGGUGCACGGCAAGGCCGCGUACGUCCACGCGCUCGAGUGGAACCCGGACUCGGUCGCGUGCCUCAAGCACAACCUCGCACGCAACGGCGUGAGCGACCGCUGCUCCGUCUACUUGGGCGACAACCGGUUGACGGGCCCGACCCUCGGCGCGAUUGCCGAUCGCGUCAACCUCGGUCUCUUGCCGUCGAGCGAGCUCGGGUGGCCUGUCGCCGUCCAGGUGCUCAAGGCCGGCGGCGGCAUGCUGCACGUCCAUGAAAACGUCGCCGUCGAUCACAUGGACGCGUGGAAGCAGCAUGUGCUCACGUCCAUCGAAUCGCUCGCUGCCGCCAUCGGCAAGCACUGGACCGUCGAGCUCCUGCACUUUGAGCGCGUCAAGUCGUAUGCGCCCAAGGUCUUUCACAUCGUGGCCGACAUUCGGUGCGCCACUCCGAGUCUCUAGUCGAUCGCUUCGCAACCCUAACCUCGCUAUUUUGUUGCGAU
Messenger RNA from Saprolegnia parasitica CBS 223.65, 3179 nucleotides. RefSeq lists its product as hypothetical. Bases 1 to 3138 code for a protein of 1045 amino acids. The transcript has 16 exons. Gene Ontology annotation, molecular function: tRNA methyltransferase activity; protein binding. The record is from RefSeq and is a predicted model, not a curated record. Gene Ontology annotation, cellular component: cytoplasm. Gene Ontology annotation, biological process: tRNA methylation. NCBI's taxonomy places the organism in Eukaryota, Oomycota, Saprolegniomycetes, Saprolegniales, Saprolegniaceae.